Molecule: messenger RNA, 2586 nt
Organism: Letharia columbiana
Lineage: Eukaryota; Fungi; Ascomycota; Lecanoromycetes; Lecanorales; Parmeliaceae
Exons: 1
Coding region: 1-2586 (861 amino acids)
Source: RefSeq, a predicted model, not a curated record
AUGAUGGAUUCCAAUCUGCACAUUGAUCCAGCGACUUUCCGAUUUCCAGACCCGCCGCAAAGCAGCAUUGACGGAGACUCGCCGCAGCUGCAUCCAAAGCGCCAUUUCCCCAAGGGAUCCACGCGACUCCAGCCACGAAAUGCUGGCUUCAUUCACAACUUGGAGGCGACGAGGUUGAACAAACAGAUAUGCGAGGCGAGGAGGUUGAACAAACAGAUAUGCGAGGAGCUUGUCAAGGGUCCUCCAAGCGCGACUGGGGACGAUAAACCACCACCGGAGCAUCGCAAGCAUUCACUCAAGACAGUUUUCAGUUCGCGCUCUAAACGCAAGUCUUCGAAAGAGAAUAAGAUGCCAAUUGCGAUACACAGGACUUCAGAUGGUCGCAAGUAUGGACAGAUCCUUUCAAGACAAAUAUACGAUAGCAGUGGCAACGCAUCAACCUACCGGGUUAAUGAAAGCAGACGUCCUAUGGGCUCUCCUGCGAGUGAAGGCCAACGAAGGCAUCCCCCAGCUCCUUUGGAUCUCGUUGGGGAUGUCAAUUCGAUCGUUCAUCAAGUCAAUGCGACCCAGGAACCGGUACAUGAGCGUUCGGCCCACAGGAGCCUUGAAAGUGAAGAAGCUAAACAUCGAAUGUCACCUUACCAGACCGUUGGAUUUCCCGAUCCUACCUCCGAAAGUCUCGGAAACAGAGUUCUCAGGGACAGACUGACGAACGGAAACACCGCACCUGGACGAAACGGACCCAUCGAACCCAAGCCAUUGACCGAAGCAGCAACCGUGCAAUCGUCACCAAGAAAGAGCACCACUGAUGACUCUCUCGGUUUAUUGAGGGACCUUUCUCAGAUACUGUCCCAAGGCGAGACGACUACUUUGACUGUAGGUGCUUCUCAAGUCCCAGUACCAGAAGCUGAGUACCAGCCAAGAGUCCGCGACUUUGCCGCCAAUGGUCCGGCACCAUUUUCGCGUGUUCGCGCGGUCAUUCGGCGCAGAUCACGCAGUCCAGCCAAGGAAAUGGGCAAACAGACAGAAGCUCCAGUCGCGCCAGACGGAUCUUGGGAUGCCGUCACUUGUGAAGGUCAAUCAGCAAAACCACUGAAUCGGAGUCCCAGUCGCAUCAUCCUUCCCCCAAUGGUUUUCAGGGGACCUGCCAGACCUCUAACGCCACCGUUGCCCAUGACCCAAGAGCAGGUUCCAGGGACCAAGACAUCACCCGUCAUCAACUACCAUUCCAAGGCGCCUUCCGUUGUGUCCGCCGAAUCCACUGCAGAAGACAUCCAAUCAGAUGCCUCAUCCGGCGUUGUAUCUAAUGCCCAAAGCGCCGUCUUCGUCAAGGUACCACCUCAGCCCGGGCCUGCACCUCUCACGCCGUUGCCGUCUUUGCCUGAAGGGCUCGACAGCUUCGGCCCAGCGACACCGAGAGCCAGUCAUUCAAGCCGGAGGUUAGCAAGCCCAGAGACCUCGUCCCCGAAGGUACCACCGCAAAAGUCACCUACCAGAUCCCAAUACAAACUGUACCCUUCCGUGGACAGCAGCCCACUUAAAAGACCCGGUUCGCCGGUUAGGAUGAAUGCAGCGACUGAAACAGAGCAAGAGAUGUCUCAGCCGUCGCCGCCACUCCGCUCGAAGAGACGCGGCAUCUCGUUUCCGCGGUUGGAUCACUUGCCCACAAGCCUGAGCGUUGGCACACCAGACGAGCUAGAACAGCUGAAGAAAGAAGGAGCAGAGAAUACCCGAAAAAAGAAACAUCGAGACUUAGCUCGCAUGAGGUCUCACGAGGCAACGAUUGAAGCGGUCGAACCGGUCACUCGGAACACAGUGAACGAUCAGAGAUGCCAUGAAGGGGUCGCGGAGCUACCAAGUCCACGAGAUUCCUACAACUAUGCGCUCUUCGAACUUAAGCACAGAACACAGCACUCUCAAGUCAGCAAUCUGAGCGCGACGACGACACUCCAAUAUCGCGACAGCAGCACGCUUUCUCAAAGGCUCUCUCCGAUCAUCAUAGUCGCUGAGCAGAAACCCGUUUCCCCAGUCCAGCGAGCACCAUCCCAAAAGUCACACUUCGGCAGAAAUAGCAUGGACGAGCAUCCGCGGGGUUUCAAAACAAAUGGCUUCUAUCCUGUGCCGCCUCAUCUAGCGUCCCCGACUCUGCAGGGACCGGAGGACGAGAGCAAAGUACGCCCAGUGUCGUCCCAUUCGCUGCCGGUUCCGCGCCCUGUUGCUUCCCGGGUACCGACGCCCCACCUGUCUCCUCUCUUGCGAAGACGCUCGCAUCGCUCCUCAGAUCACUCCUUGAUCCAUGAAAUGAGCGGUCUCGAAGAGCGACUCUCCGCUAUGGAACGGAAGAACGCCAUGCUCGAGAGUGCAUUUCUGGCUGUGAUUAACACGUCUGCGGCUUGCGGUGGUAGUCGAGGACUGAAUGGAAUGGGAGGCACGAAUGGGGAUAGCUCCAUUGGUUUGUCGGGUAAGGACUGUGAUCGGUCAAGUGGGACGAGCGGGACGGGGAGCUUGUAUGCAGGGCUGGAGAAUCUUUUGGCACUACAUAGUGGCAAUGCGGGUGACAGGUGGAGCACUUCCAGCGGACCAUAG